This is a messenger RNA of Striga asiatica, 1916 nucleotides long. The record is from the annotation of a GenBank genome assembly. Lineage: Eukaryota; Viridiplantae; Streptophyta; Magnoliopsida; Lamiales; Orobanchaceae.
AACCCUACUUCACCUAUCACCACCUUGAGAAAAAUCACUCAAAACUUGAUGGGGGGUAAAAUAAUGAGUGUGAUAGGAAAAAAUUCCAAAAAAAAGUAGAAUCGGUGAAAGACUAAAAAUAGCAGCCGAUAAAUAAAAAACAGCCCCAAUCAAGAAAAGAAAACGAUAAGAUGUGUUUUUAUUUUUACCUGAAAUGUUAAAGACGCCGUCACCCAGGGUUGAAAGAAUUGAGCUAUUUUCUGAUCGGUAAGAAUUGAACUGUUUUAAUACUUAAGCAGGUUGAGCUCGAGUGAUGCUGGAAAGUUCUUCUUUCUUCGAAAUUUGCGGCGGUGGCUCGCCCUCCGACGAAGGGGGGGCGCCGGAACUCGGAAAUGAAGGUGGCAGCGGCGGCCUUGCCGAGGACGGCGACCGCAAUUCAGCCGGCAAUCGAUGGCCGCGAGACGAGACCUUGGCUCUGCUCAAGAUAAGGUCCGAUAUGGACCUCGCUUUUCGCGACUCCACUCUUAAAGCUCCUCUUUGGGACGAAGUUUCAAGAAAACUAGCCGAGCUCGGGUACCAGCGGGGAGGAAAGAAAUGCAAAGAGAAAUUCGAAAACAUCUACAAAUACCACAAGCGAACCAAACACGGCAGAUCCAGCACGCCCAACGGCAGAAACUACAGAUUCUUCGAGCAGCUGGAGCCUUUCGACUCCCAGAUUCCGACAUUCGCCAUCGAGACUCAUAAAUCAACACCAACCACAAACAGCCAAGAUUUCACCAUACCUUGUUCCUCCACCUCCACCGCCUCUUCUUCCGAGGAAACUGAAGGUAACAUCAAGAAAAAGCAGAAAUUGGCCGACUACUUCGAGCGGCUGAUGAGGGAUGUCCUCGAGAAGCAGGAAGAACUGCAGCGGAAGCUUCUGGAAGCCAUUGAGAGGUGCGAGAAGGAACGCGUGGCCCGCGAGGAGGCCUGGAAAGCCCAAGAGACAGCCCGCAUCAAGAAAGAGCAGGAGCUUCUCGCCCAAGAACGAGAACUUUCCGCGGCCAAAGAUGCAGCUGUGCUCGCCUUUCUGAAAAAGAUUGCCCAAGAGACCAACACCGAAAUUCUCGACCUCUCUUUAUUGGAAAAGAAGAUUUCGGAAAAGCAAGAACAUGAUAUCCUGGAGAAGAUGGGUUACUUACAGCCGCGUGGUGAAACUUCUACUACUAAGGUGAAUUUCAAUUUCGCUCAGACGAAUUUUACUCAGGCGGGGUCCACUCGGUGGCCUAAGGCAGAAGUCGAGGCUUUGAUUAUGCUGAAAAUGGAUCUUGAUAUGAAGUACCAGGACAGCGGGCCGAAGGGCCCCCUUUGGCAGGAGAUCUCGUCUUGCAUGAAGAAGCUCGGGUAUGAGAGGAAUGCCAAGAGGUGCAAGGAGAAAUGGGAGAAUAUAAAUAAGUAUUACAAGAGAGUGAAGGAUGGGAACAGGAAAAGGCCAGAGGAUUCGAAGACGUGCCCGUAUUUCAACAUGCUCGACUCUAUUUACUCGGGCAGGUUCGAGAAGCCGCCGUCUGGACUUGAUGGGUUGAAGCCAGAGCAGAUCUUGAUGCAGAUGAUGGCUCAUAACGAACAGGUGGCGCAAGAACAGCCGUCGAUUGGGGAAUAUGACGGUUGUGACCCUGAAGAGCAACAAGGGGAGGACAUGAAAGAUUGUGAAGCUGGGGAUGGAUAUGAAGAAGUUGCGAAAAACCUGACUUCAGUUACUAGUUUGGGGUGAUGUUCGAUAAUUUUGGAGUUUCGUCAUCGAGUUUUGAAAGUUGUUGCAUCAGAUAAACGGUCGUGAGUGAUUUUGGUGAUGGAUGAGAGCUUUCAGUGCAUUUGAAGUGUUACCUUAGCAGGGUUUUUCUUGAGAUUUGACGCUGUUGGGGAAAUAGUUUAGGGUGAGAAAAUGGUGUUCCUGU